AUGUCCGCGCCCGCCGACACCCCGCCCUCGGCCUCGCCCGGAGCCUCGCCCGCUUCGCUGUGCUGUUGCCGCAAGUCGCCGCCCUCAGGGGGACGCCCGGCCGACUCCCUCGGGCGUCCCCCGGCCGACGCGGCCUCGGCGUCCAACUUUGCCCAUUUCCGACUGCGCCACUUCCACUUGGACCUGCGCCUCAACUUUGCGCUGAAAGAGAUGAGCGGCUGGAUGGUGGCCGACCUGUGCCCCCUGGUACCGGGGGUCCGGACCCUGGUGCUGGACGCGCACCCGUCCCUCUCCGUCCGGGCCGUGGAUUGCCGGGUCGGGGGAGCCGGGCGGGAGCCCUCCCGCCUGGCCUUUCGCCUGGAGCCCUUCGCCGAAUUUGGCUCCGCCCUGAAAAUCGACCUCCCCGAAGCGGCGGCGGAGACCGCCGGGACGCGGCUGCGGAUCAGCGUCGAGUACGCCGCCACGGACGGACCCGCGAUCUGGUGGUUGGACUCAGAGCUGACGUGCGGCCGAGAUCGCCCUCUGGUGUUCACUCAAGGUCACUCGGUGUCCAAUCGCUCCUUCUUCCCGUGUUUCGACUCUCCCGCCGUCAAGAGCACCUACACGGCGGCCAUCCGAGUUCCGGACGGCGUGACGGCAUUGAUGAGCGCGUCCCGCAGUUGGUACGCCAAAGCCGAGCGGGUCUUCCACUUCGCCAUGGACACGCCGGUGCCCGCCUACCUGGUGGCGCUGGUGGCCGGGAACCUCCGACACGCGGACGUGGGACCCAGGAGCCGCGUGUGGGCCGAGCCCUGUCUGCUGUCGUGCGCCGCCGAGAAGCUAGGGGGCGGAGUGGAGCGCUGGCUGACCGUCGCAGAGGGACUCUUCGGACGCUACCUUUGGGGGAGGUGCGACCUGGUGUUCCUUCCGCCGUCCUUCCCCAUCGUGGCCAUGGAGAACCCCUGCGUGACCUUCAUCAUCGCCUCCAUCCUGGAGAGCAGCGACUUCCUGCUGAUCGACGUGAUCCACGAGAUCGCCCACGCCUGGUUCGGCAACGCCGUCACCAACGCCAGCUGGGAGGAGAUGUGGCUGAGCGAAGGGCUGGCCACCUACGCGCAGCGCAGGAUCACCACCGAGGCCUACGGCGCAGCCUUCACGUGUCUGGAAAGCACCGUGCGAUUGGACGCCCUGCGCAGGCAGCUGCGGCUGCUCGGCGAAGACGACCCCGUCAGUCGGCUGCAGGUCAAACUGGAGCCCGGCGUCAACCCGAGCACGUUGAUGAAUCUUUUCACGUACGAGAAAGGUUUCUGCUUCGUGGCGUACCUGUCGUGGCUUUGCGGAGACGUCCGACGCUUUGACGGAUUCCUGCGGGACUACGUCGGCCGGUUCAAGUUCCGGAGCGUGGCGGCUCGGGAUUUUCUCGACUUGUAUCUGGCGACCUUUCCCGAGGCGGCGCGGAAAGAAGGCGUGGACUUUGAACGCUGGCUGACGGGCUGCGGGGCUCCGGCGUGGCAGCCGGACCUGUCGGCGGGGGCGGCGCUGACCGGGCCGGUGGACGAGCUGUGCCGGCUGUGGAUGGCCCCGCGCGCCCCCGAGCCGCGGGAGGCGGCCGGCGUGGCUGACAUGUCGGGCUGGAGCACCUUCCAGGUGGUUCUCUUCUUGGACCGCAUGCUGGACCGCGCCCCCCUCUCGCACGAGGUGAUGUGCGGCCUGCGCGCGUGCUACGCGUCGCUUUUGGACGACCUGAACGCGGAGGUCCAAGUGCGCUGGUUGCAGCUGGUGGUCCGAAGCGGCUUCUGGGCCGACCUCCCGCGACUGCGCGCCUUCCUGGCCAAACACACGUCUCGCAUGUACACGCUCCCGCUGUACGAGGACCUGUCGGCGGGCGCCAUGCGCGGCGUGGCGGCGGACGUCUUCCGGCAGACGCGGCGCCGACUGCACCCCAACCUCCGACGCGCGCUGGAGCGGCUGGUGACGCGGGGGCCGCCGGACGCGCCUCCCUCGCCCCCGCCGGCCCCCGCCGGAUCAUCCUUGCGGGACGUGGACGUGUCGGCGAAGCCGUCCGGCAUUGCGCCCGCCGCUUUCACUGUCAGGAAGCCGUCCGGCAUUGCGCCCGCCGCUUUCACUGUCAGGAAGCCGUCCGGCAUUGCGCCCGCCGCUUUCACGCCGACACGUAUCAUGGAUGGCGUCGGCUUUUCGGAGACGAGAAGAGGAGAAGGUCUCGUCCUGGAUGGCGCGACGUCAACGUCCACGAGUGCCGCGGCGGUCAGCGGCGGCGGCGACAGUUCGUCGACAUCGUCAGAGUCUUCGCGCCGGACGCCCCGGAGCGUCUUCGCCUUACCCCAAGGCGAACCGGUACGGCCCAUCGACCCCGCCUCCUGGGUGUGGCACACGGCCGCCGUGACGGGGAUGCUCCUCCCUCCUUACGAAUCUGACCUUUUAGCCAGACUGCAGGAAUGGCGCCAGCCGAACCCGCGCCGGUGCAGCUCCGACGACCUGGGCCGGCGGGACCCCGACAUCCUGGCCAAAAGGCCAAACUCCGCGCAUUCGCCUCAGGCUUAA
This is a messenger RNA of Nerophis lumbriciformis (worm pipefish), 2541 nucleotides long. The record is from RefSeq and is a predicted model, not a curated record. NCBI's taxonomy places the organism in Eukaryota, Metazoa, Chordata, Actinopteri, Syngnathiformes, Syngnathidae.